AUGACCUUUUUGGGUCUCACUGUCGGAGUGAUCGUUUUGCUACGCGCACUAUUGCCAGAAAAACAAAAACUCGUCCCUGGUGUUCUGGUCGUGGGUGGAAGUGAUAGACAGAGCAUUAAGGCAAAUCGAGAGAGAUUUCGCCAAAAUGCCAAGGAGAUGCUUCAGGAAGGGUACAAAAGCGCCAAAGGCGACUUCUUUUACGUUCCAAGUCCACUUGGAGAACGUCUGAUGAUUCCCUCAAAAUACUUGGAAGAGCUCAAGACGGCCCCAAUCGACCAGGUAGACUUUGUUGCUACAUUCAUCGAGAUGUUUGAGGGCAAGUACACCACCAUGGGUAGUAGAUCGACCCUGCAUCCUCGCGUUGUUAAGGCGCAACUGAAUCAUCAUCUCGGCGACGUAAUGCCGGCAGUGCAGAAUGAAAUAGUUGACGCAUUUGAUGACACAUUUCCUGCUUGUGAAGAUUGGACGCCUGUUCCAGUCGUGCACACAUUGACGCAAAUUGUGGCAAGAGUCUCGAGUUGCAUGUUCGGCGGUACCACUCUAUCUCACAAUCGAGAGUGGGUGCAGUCAUCUAUUGACUUUGCCAUUGAUGGCUUCGUUGGCGCUCAGAAACUGAAAAGAUAUCCAGAGUUCCUGAAGCCAGUGGCAGCCCGUUUUAUUCCAGAGAUUGCCAAGAUUGCCAGACACUACGCGGCUGCAGAAGCUGCAGCUAUUCCACUGCUCGAGAGUCGUCUUCGGACCGGGGAUAAAGCUGAAGAUCUUCUGUAUUGGAUGGCCGAGCAGGCGAAAGGCGAAGAGCGUGACAUGGCAUUCUUGGCCAGUAUUCUCUUGAAAGUCAGCUUCGCUGCGAUACACACGAGUGCAGCUGCACCUGCGCAGCUCAUUUACGACUUAUGUGAACGUCCUGAAAUCAUUGAGACAUUGCGGGACGAAGUCGAGAGCCUUACUGACAGCGAUGGUUUGAUUACGAAAUCUGGCUUCCUGAAGAUGGUGAAGAUGGACAGCUUCAUGAAAGAGAGCCAAAGGUUCAAUCCUCUCCUUCUAAUCACAUUCGAAAGAGUGGUUCAUCAGCCGCUUACACUAUCCUCGGGUUUUACGAUUCCAGCUCAUACCACCAUUGGGAUACCAACACAAGCUAUCACCAUGGAUGAAUCCUUUUAUCCAGACCCCGAAACUUUUGAUGCGUUUCGCUUUGCCAGAAUGAGGGAAGAGCGCUCGGACAUGGAAGGUCGCGCACAGUAUGUCGCAUCGAAUCCGACAUCCUUGAGUUUUGGCUACGGGCGCCAUGCUUGUCCAGGACGCUUCUUUGCGGCUCAUGAGAUCAAGGCCAUAAUGGCCCAUCUGUUGAAGAACUACGAGAUGCGCUUUACACAUGGACAGGGACGCCCGCAGAGUGCACGAGCGGAGACACAAUAUCUACCGGACCCUUGGGCGACUGUCGAGUUCAAGAGGAGACUCUAG
Molecule: messenger RNA, 1461 nt
Organism: Colletotrichum acutatum
Lineage: Eukaryota; Fungi; Ascomycota; Sordariomycetes; Glomerellales; Glomerellaceae
Product: putative cytochrome P450
Exons: 6
Coding region: 1-1461 (486 amino acids)
Molecular function (GO): heme binding; oxidoreductase activity, acting on paired donors, with incorporation or reduction of molecular oxygen; monooxygenase activity
Source: RefSeq, a predicted model, not a curated record